Oncorhynchus keta (chum salmon) is the source of this 3026-nucleotide messenger RNA. Its product is annotated as zinc finger protein 23-like. The transcript has 2 exons. Gene Ontology annotation, biological process: regulation of transcription by RNA polymerase II. The record is from RefSeq and is a predicted model, not a curated record. Gene Ontology annotation, molecular function: DNA-binding transcription factor activity; RNA polymerase II cis-regulatory region sequence-specific DNA binding. Bases 235 to 1725 code for a protein of 496 amino acids. NCBI's taxonomy places the organism in Eukaryota, Metazoa, Chordata, Actinopteri, Salmoniformes, Salmonidae.
GCUGUAGACUACUGGAUCAGCCACAUCGGUAGCUUGCUACAUAAAACCGAAUAAUUGGAGCUACUUUGACUAUUUUGUGUAUAUUAAUAGGUGUUUUAGACACAAUUAUGUGUACGUAUAUAGGAGUUAACUUAACGUACUUGUUCAAUUUAUUAAUUUGUUCAGAUUGAUUUGAUUCUGAGGUUAGCACUAGGCUAGUCGCUAAUGCUACCUAGCUAGCUAACGUCCCUUACCAUGAGCUCACUAAACUACUCGCCCCUUGCUAAAGAAGAGGAUGUCUACUGGACGGAGAAAGGAGCUCUGGAGCUGAAUGUUGUCGUAAAAGAAGAAGAAGCUUUCAGAAUAAAACAGGAGGGAAUCACACCGACAGAAGAACAGGAGGAUGUUAAAGUGAAAAAAGUGAAAAAUAUUUUUGGAGUGAAAGAGGAAGAGGGGAUAGAGGCUGUCACGGUGGUAGAGGAGGAGGUAGAAGCUUUCAGAAUCAAAAAGGAGGAAGAGGAGUCUGUUAUAGUGAAAGAAGAGAAAUAUAUUUUUGUAGUGAAAGAGGCAGAUGUAGAAGCUUUAAGAAUAAAAAAGGAGGAAGAGGAGGAUGUUAUUGUGAAAAAAAAGAAAGAUAUUUUUGGAGUGGAAGAGGGGAUAGAGGCUGUCACAGUAAAAGAGGAAGAGGGGAUAGAGGCUGUCACAGUGGAAGAGGAAGAGGGGAUAGCGGCUGUCACAGUAAAAGAGGAAGAGGGGAUAGAGGCUGUCACAGUGGAAGAGGAAGAGGGGAUAGAGGCUGUCACAGUGGAAGAGGAAGAGGGGAUAGAGGCUGUCACAGUGGAAGAGGAAGAGGGGAUAGAGGCUGUCACAGUAAAAGAGGAAGAGGGGAUAGAGGCUGUCACAGUGGAAGAGGAAGAGGGGAUAGAGGCUGUCACAGAGGAAGAGGGAGAGGUAGAAGCUUUCAGAAUUAAACAGGAGGAAGAGGAGGAUGUUAUAGGGAAAGAAGUAGAAGAACCUUUUAGAGAGGAAGAGGACGAUGUUUUGGGAGUGAAAGAGGAGGAAGGAGAUGAAAAGGAGACUGAAGAUCUGAUUAACACCAAAGAGAGACCCGACUCAGAGGAACCAGAGACGUCUGAACCAGUGAGACGACACCACUGUUCCCAGUGUGAAAAGAGUUUUAACCAUUUAGGGAAUCUUAAAAACCACAAGAGAACACACGCAGAGAAGAAGUCUUACAACUGCUCUCAGUGUGGAAUGAGUUUUACCCGGUUAGGGAACCUGAAAUCACACGAGAGAAUACACACAGGAGAGAAGCCUUACCACUGCUUCCAGUGUGGAAAGAGAUUUAUCGAGCCAGCACAACUGAAAGUUCAUUGGAGAAAACACACAGGGGAAAAGCCAUUCCAAUGCUCUCAGUGUGGAAAUACAUUUUCCCGAUCAGGGGACCUGAAAUCACACGAGAGAAUACACACAGGGGAAAAGCCGUACCACUGUUCCCAUUGUGAAAAGAGUUUCAGUUGGUCAGGGCAACUGAAAGAGCAUAAGAGAAUACACACCGGUGAAAAGCCAUUCCAAUGCUCGCAGUGUGGAAAGAGUUUUACUCGGAUUGGGAACCUGAGAACACAUGAGAGAAUACACACAGGAGAGAAGCCUUUCAAAUGCUCUCAGUGUGGAAAGAGUUUUACCCAAUUAAGGAGCCUGAAAAGUCAUGAGAGGGCACACACAGGGGAGAAGCCUUUCCAAUGAUCUCAGUGUGGAAAGAGUUUUACCCAAUUAAUGGUCCUGAAAGAGCAUGAGAGAAUACAUACUCCUUAUGUCACUACUCAUUGUGGAAAUACAUGUUCUGGCUUAUGGUUUUGACUGAGAAUUUGUGUUUUUGUCAUGAAAUCUAAUUGUAUAUAUUUUAUCAUACUCACAAAUAGGUCUACAUUUGUUUUUUUAUUUUUGAGAUUCUUCAAAGUAUCCACCCUUUGCCUUGAUGACAGCUUUGCACACUCUUGGCAUUCUCUCAACCAGCUUCAUGACGUAAUCACCUGGAAUGCAUUUUGAUUACAGGUGUGCCUUGUUAAGUUAAUUUGUGGAAUUUCUUUCCUUCUUAAUGCGUUUGAGCCAAUCAGUAGUGUUGUGACACGGUAGGGGUGGUAUACAGAAGAUAUGGUAUAUUGGGUAAAAGACAAAGUCCAUAUUAUGUCAAGAACAGCUCAAAUAAGCAAAGAGAAACAACAGUCCAUCAUUACUUUAAGACAUGAAGGUCAAUCAGGAAAAUUAAGAACUUUGAAAGAUUCUUCAGGUACAGUCGCAAAAAACAUCAGGCGCUAUGAGGAAACUGGCUCUCAUGAGAACUGCCACAGGAAGACGCAGAGUUACCACAGCUGCAGAGGAUAAAUUCAUUAGAGUUAACUGCACCUCAGAUUGCAGCCCAAAUACAGAGUUACCCAAGUAUGUGUCACAGCAUCAUCGGACUGAGCUUGUUGUCAUUGCAGGCAAUCUCAAUGCUGUGUGUUACAGGGAAGACAUCCUCCUCCCUCAUGCGGUACCCUUCCUGCAGGCUCAUCCUGACAUGACCCUCCAGCAUGACAAUGCCACCAAUCAUACUGCUCGUUCUGUGCGUGAUUUCCUGCAAGACAGGAAUAUCAGUGUUCUGCCAUGGCCAGCAAAGAGCCCAGAUCUCAAUCCCAUUGAGCACGUCUGGGACCUGUUGGAUCGAAGGGUGAUGGCUAGGGCCAUUCCCCCCAGAAAUGUCCGGGAACUUGCAGGUGCCUUGGUGGAAGAGUGGGGUAACAUCUCACAGCAAAAACUGGCAAAUCUGGUGCAGUCCAUGAGGAGGAGAUGCACUGCAGUACUUAAUGCAGCUGGUGGCCACAGCAGAUACUGACUGUUACUUUUGAUUUUGACCCCCCAUUUGUUCAGGGACACAUUAUUCCAUUUCUGUUAGUCACACGUCUGUGGAACUUGUUCAGUUUAUGUCUCGGUUGUUAAAUCUGGUUAUGUUCAUACAAAUAUUUACUUUAGUUAAGUUUGCUGAAAAUAAACGCAGUUGACAGUGA